AUGGCGACGGUGACGAUCAAAGAGAUCCCGACGACGCCGAUCGAGGGACAGAAGACGGGCACGAGUGGACUUCGGAAGAAGGCGGCGGUGUUUUCGGAGGGGAAUUACCUGGCGAACUGGGUGCAGAGUUUGUUCAGCGCGCUCGGGGAUGAGAGCCGAGGCGAGGCGAUGGUGCUCGGCGGCGACGGACGAUGGUUCAAUAAGGAAGCGUCGCAGAUCAUCCUGAAGCUCGCGUGCGGGAAUGGAGUGAAGAAGAUGUACGUCGGACGAGACGGGUACCUGUGCACGCCGGCGGCGAGCGCGGUGAUUCGGGCGAGGAAGGCGUUCGGCGGGUUCAUCAUGAGCGCGUCGCAUAAUCCGGGCGGACCGAAUGAGGACUGGGGGAUCAAGUUCAACUACAGCUCGGGUGAACCGGCGCCGGAGAAGAUUACCGAUGCGAUUUACGGGUUCACGCAGACGGUGUCGACGCUGAAGAUGGCGGAUAUUCCGGAUGUCGAUUUGAGCGUGUGCGGCGUCACCAAGUUCGGUGACUUUGAGGUUGAGGUUAUCGAUCCGGUCGAGGAUUACUUGAAGCUCUUGAAGGAAGUCUUUGACUUUGAUUUGAUCAAGUCUUUGCUCUCGCGCUCGGACUUUAAGAUGCAGUUCGACGCGAUGCACGCGAUCACCGGCGCGUAUGCCAAGCCCAUCUUUGUCGACCAGCUCGGCGCGCCGCCGAGCUCGUGCGUGAACGACGAACCGAAGGAAGACUUCGCGGGUGGACACCCGGACCCGAACCUCACCUACGCCGAGGAGUUGGUCAAGGUCAUGUUCUCCGCGAGCGCGCCGGAUUUCGGCGCCGCCUCCGACGGCGACGGCGACCGUAACAUGAUCCUCGGGAACAACUUCUUCGUCACUCCGAGCGACUCGGUGGCCAUCAUCGCCGCCAACGCGGUGGAGUGCAUCCCGUACUUCAAGUCUGGGCUCAAGGGCCUCGCUCGCUCCAUGCCGACCGCCGCCGCGCUUGAUCGCGUCGCCGCCGGUCUCGGCGUCGAGUGCUUUGAGACGCCGACGGGUUGGAAGUUCUUCGGUAACCUCAUGGACGCCGGUCGCUGCUCGGUUUGCGGUGAGGAAUCCUUCGGCACCGGCGCAGAUCACGUCCGCGAAAAGGAUGGCAUGUGGGCCGUGCUCGCGUGGUUGUCUAUCUUGGCAUACCGCAACAAGGACGUCCCCGUCGGCGGCAAGCUCGUCGGCGUGAAGGAAAUCACCGAGGAGCACUGGGCCAAGUACGGACGUAACUUCUUUUCUCGAUACGAUUACGAGGGAUGCGAGUCUGAUCCGUGCAACGCCAUGGUUGAAGCACUCCGCGCCAAGGCAGCCUCGGCGAAGAAGGGCGACAAGUACGGUGACUACGAACUCGAUUACGCGGACGACUUCGAGUACACCGACCCAAUCGACGGCUCCGUGGCGAAAAAGCAAGGCGUGCGCUUCGUCUUCACCGACGGCUCGCGCUUCAUCUUCCGCCUCUCCGGCACUGGCUCCUCGGGCGCCACCGUUCGCAUGUACAUCGAGCAGUACGAAGCCGACAAGAGCAAGCAAGGCGUUGACGCCCAAGUCGCCCUCGCUCCGCUCAUCAAGAUCGCCCUCGACACGAGCGAUCUCGAGAAAUUCACCGGUCGCAAUGCACCCACCGUCAUCACGUAA
This is a messenger RNA of Ostreococcus tauri, 1680 nucleotides long. RefSeq names its product Alpha-D-phosphohexomutase, alpha/beta/alpha I/II/III. NCBI's taxonomy places the organism in Eukaryota, Viridiplantae, Chlorophyta, Mamiellophyceae, Mamiellales, Bathycoccaceae. The transcript has a single exon. Gene Ontology annotation, cellular component: cytosol. Gene Ontology annotation, biological process: carbohydrate metabolic process. The coding region runs from base 1 to 1680 and encodes 559 amino acids. Gene Ontology annotation, molecular function: phosphoglucomutase activity; magnesium ion binding. The record is from RefSeq and is a predicted model, not a curated record.